Diachasma alloeum is the source of this 3199-nucleotide messenger RNA. RefSeq names its product KAT8 regulatory NSL complex subunit 3 (gene Rcd1). NCBI's taxonomy places the organism in Eukaryota, Metazoa, Arthropoda, Insecta, Hymenoptera, Braconidae. The transcript has 3 exons. Gene Ontology annotation, biological process: positive regulation of transcription by RNA polymerase II. The record is from RefSeq and is a predicted model, not a curated record. Gene Ontology annotation, cellular component: NSL complex. Bases 262 to 3006 code for a protein of 914 amino acids.
CUCUUAAUUUGAACCCCUGUCGCCACAUGAAAACCGACCAGAAGACUAACCUGCGAAUGAAUAUAACCUGAAUGAAACAAACAUGGAAGAAAUAAACUGCGAAAUUGUGUUCAGACGUAAAUAACAAACCCUCACUGCUCAAUUCUCUCAGGAUUGAAACUGAAUUGAAAUAAAACAUUUUUCCCCAUGUGAUGACGUGAAUGCAUUUCGAAGAUUGUGAAUUUUCAAGUGUGAAUUUUCUCCUGAUCAUUAUUGUUAGAUAUGAAUUCUGAUAGGAUUGUGCAUCCAUCGAGUGGUGAAGCUGCCAGUGGAGUUAACGAUCUCCUGGAAGGGAAUCUGAAGAGACUGACGAGGUACCUCCAGUCCCUGGCUGGACACAUCGCUGACGAGGUGAAUACUGUCCUCACGGAUCAUUGUUAUGCUCGAGCAUGGAACUGGAAGCCAGAGAGCAUCUACGUCAAGCCUAUGAGGAAGAUCUUCUUCUCGAAGGGAUGGGACUCGGUUGGCGCCAAAAAGCUCAAGCCCGACGAGGAUAUCGACGUCGUAACCCCCCCAUUACCCCCAUCCCCCCCACCCCCCUACGACCUCCUAAAGCCCCUCCACCAAAUAGAGGAAUGCCACCGCCUGGCGACAUUCGCGCGUCCCGACUCUCCGGAAGACUGGGAAGAUAAAAUCGACAAGACUUUUUGGUCGUGUCUCCAGAGCCGCUUGUGGACCCGGGUCCUUCGAAUCCUCACGGAGGAGCACCUCUCGCGCCUCGUGAAGACCACCUCGAGGAAGGAAACCAUCUCCCGUCGAAUGUCCAUCGACUCCUCGGCAAAGAGAUUCCGUCACGUGUUUGCGUCAACCGGUUACGAUCUCCGGCUCAUCCAGUGGCUCCACUCGCUCCUCUUCGACCACCUCCCCCGGGAGUAUCUCACCAUUUACCUGGACAUCCUCCAGACCCUGCGAACGAAAAUCCCUCAGCUCGUCGACAAGAUAAUCUCGACUCAACCCACAAUUCCGACGAGAUCGGGAGGAGCCAUCAACUGGGAGACCCUGACCUCAGUAUUGAAGCGCUCGUGGGACCCAGUCUCCACGACCCUCAACUCCUGUCGCCCUAAGAAACUCCCCGGUAACCCAAUCCUCAUAAUCACACCGUCGGGCAUCACAAGUCAGCUCUCCCCACGUCAACUCAAAUGGAUCUCCCAGUUGAACUCCCUCAGCACAGUCGUCACCAUAAAUCCCCACUUCGGUCUGACCUCAAACAAGAUGACGAUGACAUCCUGCAUGGAUCAGCUGGUCCAAGCGACCCGCGCCAAAAUCCAGGAGAUCAGGUCCGACUGCCCCGGAAGACCUCUCAUCCUCAUCGGUUUCAACACGGCUGCGGCAUUCGCCUGUCAGAUCUCCCAGAUUGAGCACGUCACAGCGAUCAUCUGUCUGGGAUUCCCCUUCAGCACAGCUGAGGGCAAACGCUCCACCCCGGACGAUAUUCUCAUGGACGUCAGGUCCCCCGUCAUGUUCGUCAUCGGUCAGAAUGCGGCGACAGUCAGGGCCGACGACAUCGAGGAAACACGGGAGAAGAUGCUCGUGCAGACGAGUCUCAUCGUCGUUGGAACUGCUGACGAUCAUCUCAGGAUCUCAUCGAGAAAGAAGAAUGUGGAGGGCAUUACCCAAGGCAUGGUUGACAGGUGCAUUCUCGAUGAGAUCGCUAAUUUCAUUGGGGGAAUUCUACUUCAGCCACAUCCGUUACCCUUGAGACACGUUCACAUCAACUACGACAGCAAGCCUAUGAAGAAAGAACCCAGAAAGAGAAAGAAUUCAACCAGUAGCUCGGUCGAUAGCUGUGAAAUUGUGGGGAAAAAAUCGAGACCUGCGACACCCACUGGGUCGGGGAAUCCCCCGGGAAUUCCGGUUAUGAUGCAAGUGCCGAGGCCUGCCAAGCCAUCCCUGCCGGGCCGUAAUGGGCACAAUGCCAAGAGGAAUGUCAAGCCGAGGGGCUCGAUCAAUCCCAAACUUUUGGCUAUGGCUGGACAGCAGGGGGGCAAUGGCAAUGGCAAUGGCAAUGGCGGGAUUACCCUUAACAUUGGAGGAAUGGCCAGUCUCUCCCCAGUUGGACCCAUCAAGUUUGGGCCUGGACCUGGGGAGGGGAUCAAGCAGGCGAUUGUCAACAAGGGGCCCAUGGGGGUCAGCUUGACGAAGGUCAGGAAGUCACUGGAAGGGGGGAGGGGCUUCAUGCGGGGGGAGGAGGGGGCGCUAAUUGGGCAGAGUGGGCUGGGAGCUCAGGGGCUGCUCGAGGAGGACUCGAGGAGGGGUCUGGGCAGGACUGCGGUGAGGAAGGACUUCAUCGGGAAGAGUGAACUUUUGAGGAGGUCUUCUGCAGCUGAGCCCAACCCUGCCGAGACGGCGUCCACUUCGGCGAUGAGCACAGUGCUGGAGAACAUGGCCCAUGAAUCCAGUGACUCUCCCGAGGUCAACGAUAUUACUAAACAAAAUGGAGCCAUGAUGAACGACAAUUCCAUGACAAUAAUUCCAAUAUCGAAUAAACUAACAGCUGGCGACUCUAAUGCUCAAAAAAUACCACUAACAGCAUCAAAUAAUUCCUGGAAAAAGACUGAAACUAAAGAUCUCAGUGAUGAUUUUGGAAGUAUUCUAGAUAUUCCUAUAAUAUUUGCCAAAGACGACGAAAAUCUGACAGUACUGGAGAAAACUCCCCCUCCAGUGAACCUCAGGGACACCUCCAGGGUCCAUGAUAACAAACAUGAGCAAAAUCCACCCACUAAAGUUGUGUUACUGAGUAACAAGAGUGGGGGAAAUUCAACGUCAAAAGUGGAUAGAUUGAAAUCCCAGAAUUUUAAUCGUCCAAUCGUCCUCAGAACUCCGAUGCAGAAUAAUUCGAGCCAGGGUCCAACCAUCAAGUCCAAUGAAUCUGUCAAGUACACGAAAAUCAUAUUGGCCAAGAGAAAUACGAUUAUCAAUUCUAAUAAUUCAGAUAAGAUCGUUUUAACGAGAAAUAAACGAAAAUGAAGAGUGAUUCUAUAUCAUUGAUUGUAGGAAGCUGUGGGAGAUGGUGAAUUAACGUAAAUGUGACUAGUAAUAAACGAUUGAUUUCUCAUAAAAAAGUGCUUCAAGUCGUCUUUAAUCCAUUCAUAAUUAUGGCUAGCAACCCCUGGAUUUUUUCCUCUGGCCAACAUCAUCGUAAACACGUUGAAAACUAAUG